GAACGACAGAGCAGGAACCAAUGCAUCACUAUAGGCCACCUGUUGCUGACUCCUUGAAUCAGAAGAUCCGUAGUCUUUUGAGGAUGAACUUUCAACUAAGGCCGCUCUUCCCUCUCUGACUGGUGGACUCUAACUGUGGGCGUCCAUCCAAAUAGGGGAGGGAUGAAGAAUGCUCCGGCAGGACUGGCUUUAUGAGAUUCUGGAAGUGCUACCUGAUACUGGCGAACAGCCCAGCAGCAAGGAGCCGGCGAUACUUGUUAUUGAUGAUGAUGAUAGUAUUGAGGUGCAGGACCCUAUCAUAAUAGAAGACGAUUCGUGUGAUCAGGCCCAAAUUUCCUCAACUGAAAAAGAGAUGGAUGGGUUUGCUGUCUCCCAGUGCAAUUCAUCUGGUGGUGUUGGUGAGCAGAAUCUUGGUGAAAAUCUCUGCCAAUCAACGAGUGAUCCUGAGGCUAACCUAGAGAUUGAAGGUGGAAAAUUGUCAGCUGAUGAAGAGCCUGUGUUUGUGAUGGAACAACCAGGGAAAAGGAAAAAUAAAACCAAAAAUGUAUCUGUGACACCUGCUGUUAGCAAACAAAAAAGGUGUGGGCCUUCAAAGAAGAGACCCAGCACAGCAAAACUUGAAGAAUGUGGAACUGGGAAUGCUAUGUGCGAAAUACCUGGAUGCUUCUUGCGUGACCUGGAAAACUCAAAGCAGUAUUCUGGAAGGAAGUUCAAGCAAAAUAAGGAUGAAUUGGUUCAGAGAAUCUACACUCUGUUUAACAACUCGGUGUUUGAUAAAAAGCUGCCGGAGAAAAUAGAUAUCGGCUGGAAUAACAAGAUGCUGAACACUGCUGGCUCAUGCACCACUGGCGAGGCACGGUACCCAAAGAAGGAGCGCUAUGCUAAGAUUGAGAUUUCUCUGAAAGUCUGUGACUCUGCAGACCGACUCCGAGAUACUUUGGUCCAUGAAAUAUGCCACGCAGCCUCCUGGCUGCUCGAUGGUGUCCGUGAUUCUCAUGGGGACGCAUGGAAGUAUUAUGCCCGAAAGUCUAACAUGGUGCACCCGGAGCUGCCCAGGGUCACCCGCUGCCACAACUACAAGAUUAACUACAAGAUUUAUUAUGAAUGUACUCAGUGCAAAUUCAGGAUCGGCCGCUACACCAGAUCGUUGAACACCGAACGCUUUUUCUGUACCAUUUGCAAGGGUCCUCUGGUCAUGCUGCCUUUAACUCGGAAAGAUGGAACCCCCAUUGAGCCCCAUGUGAGGCCCUUUGCCAAGUACGUGCAGCAGUAUUACACGCUAGUGAAGGAGGAGACGGCAGGGCUGAGCCACGGGGAUGUGAUGAAAAAGCUCGGCAAGGAUUACAUGGCCAAGAAACAAAGGCAUGAGCGUUGAGGUUAUCUGACAGUGCGUUUGUGUGAGCAGAGUCCUCUGCUGGUGAAGAAGUUUUAGAAAAAUAUGUUUGUUUCUAUGAAUAUUAGAAUUUAAAUCAUUUUUAAAGUUCCUGUUGUUAAUGAUGGUUAUUCUUAACCAAGGUUCUAUUGCUAACCAUUUUGUGCCCUUGACAAUAUGCAGAAGCCCUUUGGGUCCCCCUGGGGCUUUACUUAGACUCCAUAUUUUAAGGUGUAGAACAAAAUGCAAAAGAGAAACGAGUUUUCGAGAGUGGCAAGUUGAGAGAAUGAGAGUAACGCUGGAAAGAGAACAAACUUUAAAGGCAGCACUUCAAAACCAGGGCUGCUGGCAGAUGCAACCUUUUACCCCUCCCUAGGAGUAAAAGACAAACGUGUUUUGUGAAUUAGUUGCUCUUGACAUUGAAGCCAUCUGAGCCAAU
Molecule: messenger RNA, 1811 nt
Organism: Equus quagga
Lineage: Eukaryota; Metazoa; Chordata; Mammalia; Perissodactyla; Equidae
Gene: GCNA
Product: germ cell nuclear acidic peptidase
Exons: 7
Coding region: 170-1375 (401 amino acids)
Cellular component (GO): nucleus
Source: RefSeq, a predicted model, not a curated record